This is a messenger RNA of Oryza sativa Japonica Group (Japanese rice), 687 nucleotides long. RefSeq names its product probable L-type lectin-domain containing receptor kinase S.7. Gene Ontology annotation, molecular function: ATP binding; protein kinase activity. The record is from RefSeq and is a predicted model, not a curated record. Lineage: Eukaryota; Viridiplantae; Streptophyta; Magnoliopsida; Poales; Poaceae. Gene Ontology annotation, biological process: protein phosphorylation. Gene Ontology annotation, cellular component: plasma membrane.
UAUAUGUAUAUUAGGUUCAUAAUAAUAAAGGAUAUCGCCAAUGCUCUUCUAUACCUCCAUGAAGAAUGCCACCCGUACAUCUUGCAUAGAGAUAUCAAGCCAGACAACAUACUCCUGGACAACAACUUCAAUGCCAAGCUUGCUGAUUUCGGGCUGUCAAGGAUCGCCGACCCCGACAACAACAUAGUGAAGACGACAGCCCAUGGGACUAAGGGUUAUAUUGAUCCACUCUGCAUGAGGGACGCGACCAUUGAAUUCGAUCGUAGCUCUGACAUGUACAGCUUCGGCAUGGUCCUGCUAGUGGUGGCAUGCACACAAGGCACCUCCAGGGAACAAGUCUGGCAGCUGUACCAGGACAAAUCUCUCCUGCAGGCUGCUGAUGACAAUUUGAGAGGCCAGUAUGACGAGACGCAGAUGGAAAGAGUACUCAUCCUAGGACUCUGUUGCUCCCGCCUUGAUGAUGCUACCAAGCGGCCUACCAUCCGUCAAGCAUUGGCUUUUCUGGAGCACGGCGGCCCAAUGCCAGCGCGCACGGCGAGGACGAGCGCGGGGACGGGCGGUCGGCGACAGUGGCUCGCGGCGGCGGCGGCCGAGCAGGUCGAGGAGUACCACCACGCCGAGCAGGUCGACGAGCAGGAGGACCACCACCACGCCGCGCAGCACGACAUGAGUAGCGACGCCGACUAG